Striga asiatica is the source of this 1436-nucleotide messenger RNA. Lineage: Eukaryota; Viridiplantae; Streptophyta; Magnoliopsida; Lamiales; Orobanchaceae. The record is from the annotation of a GenBank genome assembly.
AUGGCGUCCGAGGAUGUGAAGACGAGCGAGUCGGCCGUGUCCAAGAUUGUGAAUCUCGCUGAGGAGGCGAAGCUCGCGAAGGAGGAAAUCAAGCCUUCGAAAUAUCAAGUCUACAGCAUUUGCAAGUCCCUCGUCGCCGGCGGUGUCGCCGGAGGAGUAUCACGAACUGCUGUAGCUCCACUAGAGAGGUUGAAAAUUUUGCUCCAGGUGCAAAAUCCACACAAUAUAAAGUACAGUGGUACUGUUCAAGGCUUGAAAUACAUAUGGAGUACUGAAGGCCUUAGGGGAUUGUUUAAAGGCAAUGGCACUAAUUGUGCCCGUAUUGUUCCCAAUUCGGCUGUGAAGUUCUUCAGCUACGAGCAAGCAUCUAAGUACGGUCCUAAAAUCCGAUUACCAUCAAAUGCUCAUGACAACAUGGGCAUAUUGUACUUGUACCAGCGACAAACUGGCAAUGAAGAUGCUCAGCUGACUCCUUUAUUACGUCUGGGAGCGGGAGCUUGUGCUGGGAUUAUUGCCAUGUCAGCUACAUACCCAAUGGACAUGGUUCGGGGAAGACUUACUGUACAGACAGAUAGGUCCCCGUAUCAGUACAGAGGAAUGUUCCAUGCUUUAUCCACAGUGCUUCGCGAGGAAGGCUUCCGUGCUCUGUACAAGGGCUGGCUUCCAUCAGUACCUUACGUGGGUCUUAACUUUGCCGUAUAUGAAUCUCUCAAAGAUUGGUUAAUCAAAUCCAAGUCGUUUGGUCUUGUUGAAGAUAAUGAGUUGGGUGUUGUGACAAGGCUUGCCUGUGGGGCCGCGGCAGGCACAGUUGGGCAGACGGUUGCUUACCCGCUUGAUGUCAUCCGAAGGAGAAUGCAAAUGGUCGGUUGGAAUAAUGCGGCAUCAAUUGUGACGGGUGAUGGUAGAGGAAAGGUCCCACUUGAAUACACUGGCAUGGUUGAUGCUUUCAGGAAGACCGUAAGGCACGAAGGCUUCAGGGCAUUAUACAAGGGAUUGGUCCCGAAUUCGGUGAAGGUUGUCCCGUCAAUAGCUAUUGCUUUCGUAACGUACGAACAAGUGAAAGAGUUGCUCGGCGUUGAGAUCAGAAUUUCUGACUGAAUGUCCUAUCAAGCUGUCACUGUUAGUGCAAUUCUAUGUGAUUUAUUUUUUUUUUCUUUCUUUUUUUUUUCGCGGGCAGCAAGAGGAGAACAGAUAAAUCGUAGUAUUCUAUUUUCCACUGAAUUUGGGGACCUCUGUACAUGUUUUGCCAUGGCUGUUUUUAUGCUGGUUUAUAAUUAGCUGCUCGGAAGACAUGCUUCCGUAUGAGUAAUAAUGAGGAAUAAUGCAAAAACAAUAGCUUUUUUUGGUUGCUUGUUGAGAAGUAGCUUAUGCAUGUAUACGGCCAUUGCAUUAUUUUCAGGGAUUGUCUUAUUUAUAAGAAAUUUUGUUAUAAGAAA